Messenger RNA from Hemiscyllium ocellatum (epaulette shark), 459 nucleotides. RefSeq names its product phosphatidylethanolamine-binding protein 4. The record is from RefSeq and is a predicted model, not a curated record. The transcript is spliced from 6 exons. NCBI's taxonomy places the organism in Eukaryota, Metazoa, Chordata, Chondrichthyes, Orectolobiformes, Hemiscylliidae. Bases 1 to 459 code for a protein of 152 amino acids.
AUGAACCUGGCCCUACUGGCCGGGAGAGGGGAGCUCGUUGUGAUUUAUCCAGAUUUGGGAAAUGCAGCCUGCACUGUCAUCCCAAGAUGCCGUCAGUUUCGAAGACUGCUGAGUAAAGAAUGGGGAGAACCACGUGUAAAAUUUGUUCAAGCUAACAAGGACAUGAAAUACGUACUGAUAAUGGCAGAUCCAGAUGCCCCGAGCAAGGAAAACCCCAAAUACCGUUUCUGGAGACAUUGGUUGGUGACCAACAUACUUGGUAAAAAUCUCCAAACUGGGUUUACUCAAGGCACAGUACUCUCAGAGUACAGGCCACCCACCCCACCAUCUGGCACAGGGUACCACCGCUACCAAUUUUUCCUUUAUGAGCAGCCAGAUGAUAGAAUAAUCUCACUGAAUAAACAGGAAACGAAAUCCUUCGAUGUUCUUAAAAGUCUGGACAGCUCAGCUCCAACAUGA